This is a messenger RNA of Bursaphelenchus okinawaensis, 1121 nucleotides long. The record is from the annotation of a GenBank genome assembly. NCBI's taxonomy places the organism in Eukaryota, Metazoa, Nematoda, Chromadorea, Rhabditida, Aphelenchoididae.
AUGCUUCUUGGUUUGUUGUGUCUUAUUCUCGUCAUACCGGUAAAUUCCUUCGACGCUCCACAACUUGAUGAUUUAUGAGCUUUCGCUUUUUAAAUACGAUGAAACGUGGCUAUGUCGUGACACUUCGACACAUAAAAUUAAAUUUUAGAAUUACAUUGCUUUAGGUUACUGUAGAAUGUCAUUCUUUUAGCUACUUAUAAAAAGGUCAAAUAAUUCUGUGCUCCUUCUCAAAGCUAAUUCUUGAAGUUAAGGGGCACAUAAAUAUUUAAACUUUAAAGAAAGCUUUCAACUAAUCACUAGCUUAUUUUAACUAACAAUAAAAUAGUAAAUCUUAUAUCAAUAAACUUAAGGUGUCAUCACGACAACAUACAGUAAAUGAUUUGUCAUCAGAAGAAGAGAAAACCUUGAAAGAAGUCCGAGAACUUUUGAAGAGCAUUGUAAUUGAUAAUGAAGACAAUUCGAACACAACGGUCGCUUUACCAUCGUCUACUAUGGCAUGUCCACUACCUCGAACGAUGGCCAAAACUACCAUAAACUCUGAUGACAUUACAGCCAACUUGCAGUACUGGCUUCUUAAACCUAAAGUAAGAAAAAGUACUCGGUAACGAUUAUUGCCACAGUAAUAACAAAACUAUAAAAGCUACUACAGUAAGAAUACAUAAUAGUAAAAAAAGCUACUGCUACAGUAAAGACAGUAGUAAAACCCAAUCACUUUCAGCUUCAUUUACUCCGUCAAUUACACCCAAAGUUAAGUGCCAAAGUUGACUCACCGUACAAUGAGAAAGUACUGUAAGUUUCCUAGUUUGUUGCAUACUAACAUAUAUCAACCUACGUACAAUAUUGUUCAUCAUAUUCUAAACUAUCCAUCACUUUUUAUAUUCUAAUAUAACUCCCUGACGGCAUACGCCAUUCUUUUUGCAUCAACUUAAAUUUUUUGAAUUUCGUAUCUAUUCAGAAAAGAAGAUGGUAAAAUGGUGGUUGUAUACGAAUUCCAACAACCAACAGACUGCCAGAACUUAAUCGCUCUAUCAGAGAAGAUUGUGAGUUACAGUAGCGACGUGGAUCAGCUUACUGUAGAUUGUGAGUGUACUCUGUAUGUCAUCAAAAAGACAUUGCAGUAG